CAAGGGAAGGUAUAUGUUGCAUAGAGAUGCAACAUGAAAUGAUGUGUGGAGAUGGGGAUUCAUCCUAUUUCACUCUGAAUGCAUGAUGAGACACAGGAUGUUUCCUGCAGCCUUACCAGAGGAGCCGAGUCUUAUGCCUUUGUUGUUGUGGAAACUCAUCCUCGACAGUAUUACCAUAGUCUUAAGGAUCAUCUGUAUUCGUCGAUGCAUGGAGACAGGUAGCUUGAGCUUCCAAGAAUCUAACAAAGCUUUUCAGUUUUCGUUAUCAGUAAUAGUCUCCAUGCUUGUAUUGCAAGAGUUGAGCAAAUCUCAUGAUAGUGUUCCACAACAAGUAGGAGUUAACAUGCAUACCGAAAGCGAAGUGGAAAUCCAUGUCAAUAGCUAGACCAACGUUGUCAUUUCAGCCUGAUGCUACAGUGGCCAAUGGAAGCUGUAGUGAUGCACAGUACUUUUCUUAAAUGCACCGGCUUCCGUGAAAGUUUC
Aureobasidium subglaciale EXF-2481 is the source of this 483-nucleotide messenger RNA. RefSeq lists its product as uncharacterized. Bases 83 to 385 code for a protein of 100 amino acids. The transcript has a single exon. The record is from RefSeq and is a predicted model, not a curated record. Lineage: Eukaryota; Fungi; Ascomycota; Dothideomycetes; Dothideales; Saccotheciaceae.